CGGGUCUCGGCCAUCGUGGCGUAAGGACGUGUUUUUAAGUCGGAUAUUUUAUCAAAGUGUUACGAGUUCGUGCUAUAAACUGUGUCGGAAACAUGCUCACUUAGAAUAUCUUCCACCGCAUGGAAACUACAAAAUGGCGUUUAAGUAUUUGAUAAUAAUUAUAGCAUUUGCUACUAUAAAAAUUAAUCUUACGGAGAGUCGACAAAGCGAUAAAAGAAGAUGGAAAACGGAUAAGAGUUUAUAUUCACAUUAUGUUAAUAUUUGUGAUAUACAAGAUAGAGUAUCAAAAGUACAUUGCUAUUGUGAAAAUAUCAAAUUAAAGACAGCUACGAAAGCAGAUUGUUGGGUCUUCAAUGGAGGUAUCGCAGAAGAUGAUCCAUUCUGGUCAAAUUUUUAUUCACAACCUAUGAUUGAGAAGUUAAGUUUUAACGUAAGAGCAGACGGUGGUUUAACCUACAUCCCAGCUAAGAUAAUCGUUAGAUUAGAGAGACUUCAAAAUCUAAACAUACAAUAUGCAAAUAUUCAAAGUAUACCAUCAUUUGCUUUCACAAACUCGACUUCACUCCGAGAUAUAAUGUUACCAAAGAAUAAAAUAGUUAAACUAGAAAGAAUGUCCUUUGCACAUCUCAUUAUGCUCUCGAAUGUAAGCUUGAUAGAAAAUCAAAUAAGUGAACUACAAAGAGAUACUUUUUAUGAUCUUCCCAAUCUUCAAAGAUUAUAUUUAUCGAAGAAUAAGAUAGAAGUAAUUCACGAAGGUUGUUUCAAGCAUUUGAAUAAUCUUAUAAAACUUGAUCUGAGUAGCAACCUGUUGGCUGUCGUAGUUAGAGAAAACUUUCAAGGACUUUCGAAUUUAAUGAAUUUAGAUAUGAGAAACAAUAAAUUAAUGAUGAUCGGCGACUUAGCGUUUACCGAACUUUGGAGCCUCCAUGAAUUGUAUCUUGACAACAAUGAAAUAGAAUUUAUUUCUGUAAGAGGUUUUGGAGGAUUGACCCAAUUGCGAAAACUUUCUAUAGCUGAUAAUAAGUUGGCAAGUUUAGAUGGCAAUGUGUUCAACGAUGUUCAAAAGUUGUAUGUUUUGGACCUAAGAAAUAAUUAUUUGGAAUACUUUAAAGAGGAAACUUUGAUUAAUUUAAUUGAAAAUUUUAAAUCAAAUUAUGCUUUGAUAGCUCUAAAUGGUAACAAGUUAACUUGCGAUUGCAGUCUAGCUUGGCUUCAAAAACUAAGAAAUGAAACCCGAAGUAAGCGAGUCAAAGUAGCACUUACACGUCUCAGUUGCAUCAGUGAUAUGAAACCGAAAUCAAACGGCAGUACUGGCAGAGAUAAAAAUAAUGGCAACAUUUAUAAAGGUAAUACUAUGUCUUUAAAAAACAAUUUGGAUAAGAGUUAUGAAGAAACUGAAGUAAACGUUGAAGAUGAUACUGUUUACGAAGAUACAAUGCAAGACCAAGAUAACGAAUUGAAUGGUAACAAAAUAGAAUAUCGCAGGAAAUUGAUAGAUAUACCUGUAGAAGCGUUACCAUGUCCGAGUCGGUUAAGUUUUGAAGCAUCUUUCUCUCCUCCAACUCAAGAUGAAGUUAAGUAUUAUAAAUCAUCUGCAAGCAAAAAAGUUAUAACAGUUUAUUUAUUCAUAACACUUUUAUACAUCGCUCUAUAACAAAUUAUGAUG
Messenger RNA from Papilio machaon (common yellow swallowtail), 1666 nucleotides. RefSeq names its product connectin. The record is from RefSeq and is a predicted model, not a curated record. Bases 134 to 1654 code for a protein of 506 amino acids. NCBI's taxonomy places the organism in Eukaryota, Metazoa, Arthropoda, Insecta, Lepidoptera, Papilionidae. The transcript is spliced from 3 exons. Gene Ontology annotation, molecular function: protein binding. Gene Ontology annotation, cellular component: extracellular matrix.